GGCUCCAAGUUGGCUCCACGCUCCGCCCCAACGCUCGAGCCUGACCUGCGCACGCGUUGUGCGAGCAGCCCGUCUCCUCCCUUCGCUGGGCUGGCGGCGACGUUUCGCGUCCAGCCAGCGGUGGUGCUAUCGCCGGAGCUGCCCCGGAGCCGGCGACCGUGCAGUCUCGGGGGAGGGGCGCGUGAGCCGGUGCAGGAAGAAAGUGCAGGCGGCGGCCGCCGUGCUCGUCGCGGCUGAAGAAAAUGGUGUUCGAGUCGCUGGUGGUGGACGUGUUGAACCGGUUCUUGGGGGACUAUGUGGUGGACCUGGACAAGUCCCAGCUCACUCUGGGCAUCUGGGGAGGAGCUGUGUCCCUGAAGAAUCUUGAAAUUAAAGAAAAUGCCCUGAGUCAGUUCGAUGUACCAUUUAAAGUUAAAGCUGGUCAUAUAGGUAAUCUUAACCUUGUAAUUCCAUGGAAAAACCUUUAUACUCAACCGGUUGAAGCUGUAUUGGAGGAAAUUUAUUUACUCAUAGUGCCUUCUUCUAUAAUAAAAUAUGAUUCUUUAAAAGAAGAAAGACAACUCUUGGAAGCAAAGCAACAGGAACUAAAAAGAAUAGAAGAAGCAAAACAAAAAGUAGCUGAUCAAGAACAGCCCCAGGAGGAGAAACAGCACACUUUUGCAGAAAAAUUAGUUACUCAGAUCAUAAAAAAUUUACAAGUGAAAAUUUCCAACAUCCAUAUUCGCUAUGAAGAUGAUGUAAGUAUUUUAAUAGAUGAUAUUUGUUUCUGUAUUUGUAUGUAAGUUAUUUUUUUGUUUAUUGACACAUCUUCUCCUCUGUUUUGCCAGCCUCUUAGGAUGGGGGGAGAUAGAGGGAUAUCUUUUGUAUAAUUAUAGUUGUACUUUGCAGUUCUUAGUGGUAAGUGCUUGGUUACACUUUAAUAAAAUGCUCAAACAUUGGAUAGUGAAAGAAAGUGCCUUUCUUAAAAUCACCUUCAAUAAGUGGGAGUUACAAAUUAACAAUUAUGUAUUUAAAAAAUACUUUAAAAUAUGCUAUAUCUACCUCCUGUAAAGAGCAAUUGUCUAGGAAUCAGCACAGCCAGACUUAACUGUUUGACCUUGAGUAGAUCAUUUGUUUUCUCUAAAAUGCAAUUAUUUGAUCUGUGUGCUAUUUUGAGUGUCAGUC
Molecule: messenger RNA, 1164 nt
Organism: Choloepus didactylus (southern two-toed sloth)
Lineage: Eukaryota; Metazoa; Chordata; Mammalia; Pilosa; Megalonychidae
Product: vacuolar protein sorting-associated protein 13A-like
Exons: 6
Coding region: 243-782 (179 amino acids)
Biological process (GO): autophagy; protein retention in Golgi apparatus; protein targeting to vacuole
Cellular component (GO): extrinsic component of membrane
Source: RefSeq, a predicted model, not a curated record